Sorghum bicolor (sorghum) is the source of this 3532-nucleotide messenger RNA. Its product is annotated as putative receptor protein kinase ZmPK1. Gene Ontology annotation, molecular function: protein serine/threonine kinase activity; ATP binding. Gene Ontology annotation, biological process: protein phosphorylation; recognition of pollen. Lineage: Eukaryota; Viridiplantae; Streptophyta; Magnoliopsida; Poales; Poaceae. The record is from RefSeq and is a predicted model, not a curated record. The transcript has a single exon. Bases 1049 to 3433 code for a protein of 794 amino acids.
UUUUGCAAAAUUUUCUGGGAACUAAACAAGGCCUAGGUAUGCAGAGUGCACACAAUUGAACAGUGAGCCGAGACAACGACGGAACAACCACCAACAGAAUAUACAGAUUGGGUUUCUGGCCUCGUGCUGGAACAAGCAGACGCGGUUACAGUCUUUGAUGCCAUCCCUGAAUAUUCAAGAAAAUAUGUCCAGUGAACUUACGAAACAAGAACGUGCAGGUUACGUGUGAGUCAAAAAUAGAGGCAAAGGAAACCCGAGUAAUUAACAAUGAAAGUAUGAAACUCAACCAACCAUGAACAUGCCCGUCAUCUCAUCACAUGGGAACAAUAAUAAAGCCUUGGUGGGGCGACGAUACAGGCGGAAGUGCAUAACUAUUAUAGUAAACAUUCUUAUAUGGUGACCACGUGAAGAUCACAGAAAUCAAUGAAGACACAAAUCGAUCAAGAUUUACUUUACCUAACAAACUGGACAAGCUUCCAGCUGACUCCCUCCGUAAAGACAAAUUUAACAACCUCAUUCAAUCUGCAAUGCGUGUUAGAUAUGUCACAUUUCCCAGUAAAUAUUUCCUCAUCUUGAAGAACGGCACGUCCCGUGAGUCCGUGACUCGUGAUGAUGGUGAUACCUCUGUGGACCAGAGAGGAAAGCAACCCAUGCACAUACCAUUAGGCGCAAUAUUCUUUUCCUUGUCAAAAAAAAAAAGUAAAAGUGAAUUCUGAGGGAUUUUCUACAGGGAAAAAAAUCAUUCACUUAGUAGUAGUGAGCAACUUUACCGGUCCCUAAAUAAGUGCCUUACAGCAGUGCGAGUCAUCAGUCAUGACCCCAACAAUUAAAUUAAAAUAGUCAAGAUCACGAACGACAUCUUUAUAGUGUAGAUGCUCAAUAAGUGCUCACACCAGUGCGGGCCAGACAAACUCACCUGGGUGCCGUCGUCCUUCCGGUCAUAACCAAUGUGUAGCUCAGCACAUACCAGUGGCAAAGGAGCCGGCCUACACACCCAAAGCCAGAUCUAUUUCUUCUCCACCUCCAAGGCCCCAAUCACCAGAAAAAUAUGGCAGCCGAUAAGCACCGGCUCCUCUAUCCAAUCUUCCUUUCACUCCUCUCCGUUCCUUUGUGCUCCCGUGCAUCCCCAUGGCAGGCCGUAGGCACAGGCUCAUCCCUGCAAGUAGAUCACGGGGAGAUCUUCCUUGUGUCUCCGGACACAACCUUCUCCUGCGGCUUCUACUCAUCUGGACAAGGCACCAACGCCUACUACUUCUCCAUCUGGUUCACCCACUCCACCGAUAGGACUGUUGUUUGGACAGCGAACCGUGGCUCUCCGGUGAAUGGCCAUGGUUCAAAGAUCUACUUCAACCGUCAAGGAAACCUGCUCCUUACGGAUGUCAAUGGCUCGACAGUGUGGCAGAGCAAGACGAAGUGGGGAAAGCACGCCUCAGUAGCUCUCCUCAACAGUGGUAACCUUGUGGUCAGGGCCUCCACUGAUCAGGUAGUGUGGCAGAGCUUCGAUUCACCCACUGACACAUUGCUUCCUUCACAGCGCCUGACAAGGGAGAUGAGGUUGGUCUCCCAAUCUGGCUAUCAUCGCCUCUAUUUUGACAAUGACAACGUCCUGCGGCUCCUGUACAAUGGGCCAGACAUCACAAGCAUAUACUGGCCAAGCCCGGAUUACAAUGCCCUGCAAAAUGGCCGGACAAGAUUCAACAGCAGCAAGAUAGCAGUUCUGGACAAUGACGGUAUUUUCUGGUCAAGUGAUGGGUUCAGAAUGAUAGCCUCAGAUUCAGGGUUUGGAAUCAAGAGAAGGAUCACCAUCGAUUAUGAUGGCAACCUUAGAAUGUACAGCUUGAAUGCAGCAGGCAACUGGAUUAUCACAGGCGAGGCUUUACUGCAGUUGUGCUAUGUGCAUGGUUUAUGUGGAAAAGGUGGAAUUUGUGAGUAUUCACAGUCUCUCAAAUGCACUUGUCCUCCAGGAUAUAACAUGACUGAUCCAAAGGACUGGAACAAAGGAUGCAGUCCAACAUUCAACACCAACUGUGGGCAACCAAGAGAGGAUUUUACAUUCAUCAAGAUUCCCCAUGGUGACUUUUAUGGCUUUGAUCUGACUUCAAACCAGUCAAUCUCAUUUGAAGAAUGCAAGCGGAUAUGCUUGGACAGCUGCUUGUGCUUAUCCUUCACAUACAAAGCUGGACAGGGCCUAUGUUACACCAAAAAUCAACUCUACAACGGCCAGGUUUAUCCAUAUUUUCCUGGAGACAGCUACAUCAAACUUCCUAAGAAAAUCACUCCAACAUAUUCAGCCUCCAAUCAUUCCACUCUUACUUGUAGCCCAAAGAAUACCAAGGUUAUGUUAGUAUCCAAAGAUGAAUACAUGAAAAAUUCUGACAACAUAAACUGGACAUACUUCUAUGCAUUUGCUACUAUAUUAGGGGCAGUUGAGCUGCUUUUCAUCAUGACAGGAUGGUAUUUUCUUUUCAAAAUGCACAACAUACCGAAGUCAAUGGAGGAAGGUUACAAGAUGAUAACAAGCCAAUUCAGGAGAUUUACAUACCGUGAGUUGGUGGAAGCAACAGGUAAAUUUAAAGAAGAGCUAGGAAAAGGUGGCAGUGGUACGGUUUACAGAGGAAUACUUGCAGACAAGAAAAUAGUGGCAAUAAAGAAGCUUACAGAUGUUAGACAAGGCGAAGAAGAAUUCUGGGCAGAAGUAACUUUGAUUGGGAGGAUCAAUCAUAUAAAUUUAGUCAGGAUGUGGGGAUUUUGCUCAGAAGGCAAACACAGGUUAUUAGUGUACGAGUAUGUGGAGAAUGAGUCAUUGGACAAGUACCUUUUCGGUGACAGGCGCACUGAAACAUUGCUAUCAUGGAGCCAAAGGUUCAAGAUUGCCCUGGGAACCGCAAGAGGCCUUGCUUACCUCCAUCAUGAAUGUCUGGAAUGGGUUGUCCAUUGUGAUGUAAAACCAGAAAACAUACUGCUGACCCGAGAUUUUGAAGCAAAGAUAGCAGACUUUGGACUGUCCAAGCUUUCAAAAAGAGACAGUCCUAGCUUCAAUUUCACUCAUAUGAGAGGCACAAUGGGCUACAUGGCACCAGAAUGGGCAUUGAAUUUGCCAAUCAAUGCAAAGGUUGAUGUUUACAGCUAUGGAGUUGUGCUUCUGGAGAUUGUUGCUGGGAGUAGGGUUUCAAGUGGGAUAACAAUAGACGAAGAAGAGAUGGACUUCAUGCAGUUUGUUCAGGAAGUCAAACAGAUGCUCGCUAGGGGGGGUAACCUGGAUAUAGUGGAUGCUAGACUCAAAGGGCAUUUUAGCCACGAGCAAGCAACAGUGAUGGUGAAAAUAGCUGUUUCCUGUCUUGAAGAAAGAAGCAAGAGGCCAACAAUGGAUCAAAUUGUAAAGGACCUUAUGGUGUACAAUGAUGAAGAUGAUCACCCUGCAUAUUCUUUAUGACCUGUACUGAAAAAUCUUUGUCAAAUAUGCAUGCCAUCCUUAGAAGAGAAAACAAUGUAUUUUUGUACACUAUGUAUGAAUGGAAAAAAGUUAGAAGCA